ACCUUCGCGCUGUCUUCUGUUUGACAAAAUCAAACCUAGAAAUAUAAGAACAAGCAGCGAAGAACUCGAAAGGAUCUCUAGGGUUUCACAGUGAAUAGUACAGCCAAUAACUAUGUACAGGACUGCUGCUUCCCGCCUCAGGUCUCUCAAGGGCCGUGUGAGUAAUUUGGGGGCAGCUCGGUAUGCAACAUCAACUGCAGUUGCUUCAAGGCCAACUUCGUCAGGGUUCUUUAGUUGGCUGACUGGCGAACGUUCUAGUCCUCUUCCUCCUUUAGACAGGCCACUUGAAGGUGUUUCUUACCCGCCUCCACUACCUGACUAUGUAGAACCAAGCAAGGUUCAGGUUGCAAUGCUCCCAAAUGGUGUUAGGAUAGCCUCAGAGUCAUCACCAAAUCCCGUGGCUUCUAUAGGGUUAUAUAUUGAUUGUGGUUCCAUUUAUGAGACACCAGUAUCAUGUGGUGCCACACACUUGCUGGAGAGAAUGGCAUUCAAGAGCACAAGAAAUCGCAGCCACUUCCGGAUAGUGAGGGAAGUAGAGGCAAUUGGAGGUCAUGUUGCAGCCUCAGCCUCGCGGGAGCAGAUGGGUUACACUUUUGAUGCACUUAAAACGUAUGUUCCUGAAAUGAUAGAGUUGCUUGUUGACAGUGUGAGAAAUCCUUUAUUCUUGGACUGGGAGGUUAACGAGGAGUUGCAAAAGGUGAAAGCUGAGAUUGGAGAGCUUUUUAAAAAUCCUCAAGGCUUGCUAUUGGAGGCAGUUCACUCUGCUGCUUAUACCGGUGCUUUGGCGAAUCCUCUUUUGGCUCCCGAAUCAGCCCUGAACAGAUUGAAUGCUUCAAUUUUGGAGGAAUUUGUUGCGGAGAAUUAUACUGCUCCUCGGAUAGUCCUUGCUGCAUCUGGUGUUGAAUUUGAGGAGCUUAAAUCUAUGGCCGAGCCUCUUCUUUUGGACCUUCAACAUGUUCCACGCCCUGAAGAACCAAAAUCUGUCUAUGUUGGAGGUGAUUAUCGUCAGCAGGCUGACUCAGAGAACACACAUGUUGCUCUUGCUUUCGAAGUUCCUGGGGGCUGGCAUAACGAGAGAGAAGCUACCAUCUUGACCGUUCUUCAGAUGCUUAUGGGUGGAGGCGGCUCAUUCUCUGCAGGUGGCCCUGGGAAAGGGAUGCACUCACGACUCUAUCUUCGUGUCUUAAACGAGUAUCCCCAUUUUCAUUCGUUUUCUGCAUUCAACAGCAUCUUCAACAAUACCGGAUUGUUUGGCAUCUAUGCUAGCACUAGUUCCGGCUUUGUUCGGGAGGCAGUUGAUAUAGCAGCAAGAGAAUUACUCUCAAUUGCAACACCCGGAGAAGUUAAACUAGUACAACUUAAUCGUGCCAAAGAGGCAACAAAAGCUGCCGUGUUGAUGAAUCUGGAAUCUAGGAUGAUACUGGCAGAAGAUAUAGGGAGACAGAUUUUAACAUACGGAGACAGGAAGCCGGUGGAUCAUUUCCUAAAGAUCGUAGAUGAGAUCACUCUGAAUGACAUUUCAGCCAUUGCACAACAGAUAAUUUCUACACCUCUAUCAAUGGCAUCUUAUGGGGAUGUCACCAAUGUUCCCAGCUAUGAAUCUGUAAGCAGGAAGUUUCACUGAUAACGAAAGACACAAUUCGAUUCAAUCCUGCGACUAGCCUCUAGUUUUAGACAAGUUCCUUCUUACAAGUCCGCUCUCUCUUUCUGACGGCUGUUCAAUAAAAGUGGUUGUGGCGAGAUUGACAGUAUGGGAAAGUCCCGUUUAGGAUUCGGUUUUGACUUCGGAUUUGCCUGGUCACAGUUUAUUCAAAUAUGGAUGUAAUACCCAUCUCAUGAUGAACAAAUCAUGGGAAAGUUUUGCUAGUAUCUUGUUCCUUCAGUCCUUUAUUAUUGAUGGAAUUUUGAAGGGUGAAGGAACUUUUCUCUGUUACUAUCUGUUGUAAUGACCAUUUGUUCUUGACUUUUACAUUGAAAAAUAAAAGCCAUUUGAAUGUAGAGAA
This is a messenger RNA of Tripterygium wilfordii, 2003 nucleotides long. RefSeq names its product mitochondrial-processing peptidase subunit alpha-like. Gene Ontology annotation, cellular component: mitochondrion. NCBI's taxonomy places the organism in Eukaryota, Viridiplantae, Streptophyta, Magnoliopsida, Celastrales, Celastraceae. The coding region runs from base 113 to 1624 and encodes 503 amino acids. Gene Ontology annotation, biological process: proteolysis. The transcript has 13 exons. The record is from RefSeq and is a predicted model, not a curated record. Gene Ontology annotation, molecular function: metalloendopeptidase activity; metal ion binding.